This is a messenger RNA of Hyalella azteca, 1147 nucleotides long. RefSeq names its product cathepsin B-like (gene CtsB). NCBI's taxonomy places the organism in Eukaryota, Metazoa, Arthropoda, Malacostraca, Amphipoda, Hyalellidae. The transcript is spliced from 2 exons. Gene Ontology annotation, cellular component: lysosome. Gene Ontology annotation, molecular function: cysteine-type endopeptidase activity. The coding region runs from base 16 to 912 and encodes 298 amino acids. The record is from RefSeq and is a predicted model, not a curated record.
UAUAAUAUAAUAAAUAUGUUCUCGGUGGUACAGGCGGGCCGCAACUUCCACAGACGGACGCCGAUGCGCUACCUCAGGCGGCUGAUGGGGGUGUUGCCGGGGUCGCGGUACAUGCUGCCCCCCAGACACGAGUACCACAACCUCCCCAGCCUCCCCAAGGAGUUCGACUCCAGGAAGGCCUGGCCCCACUGUCCCACUUUGGGGGAGAUCCGUGACCAGGGGUCAUGUGGGUCAUGUUGGGCGUUCGGUGCGGUGGAGGUGAUGUCGGACAGGACCUGCAUCCACAGCAACGGCGCCCUCAACUUCCACUACUCGGCCGAGGACCUUGUGAGCUGCUGCCACAUGUGCGGCGCGGGCUGCAACGGCGGCAUGCCAGGCGGUGCCUUCCUCUACUGGGUGCAUGGUGGUAUCGUAUCGGGCGGCCCCUUCAACAGCUCCCAGGGCUGCCAGCCCUACGCCAUCGCGCCCUGUGAGCACCACGUGCCUGGUGCACGGCCCGCGUGUGAGGAGGGGGGGCGAACUCCCAAGUGUCAGAAAGAAUGCGAGCCAGGCUACAGCGUGGACUACAAACAUGACCUGCACAAGGGGAAGAAGUCCUACAGUCUGGCCAAUGAUGAAAUGCAGAUCAUGUACGAGAUCAUGACCAACGGACCCGUGGAGGGUGCAUUCUCGGUAUAUGUGGACUUUCUUCACUAUAAGAGCGGAGUCUACAAACACACCCACGGUCAGUUCUUGGGUGGUCAUGCCAUCCGUGUGUUGGGAUGGGGGGAGGAGAAUGGAGUCAAGUAUUGGCUGUGUGCCAACUCGUGGAACACGGACUGGGGUGAUCAGGGCUUCUUCAAAAUACUCCGUGGGUCUGACCACUGCGGCAUCGAGUCCGAGAUGGUGACAGGGCUACCCCAAGACGCGUAACUGCCUCUAACCUUCUCGUCUUAAAUAUUGUUCAGCAAAUAAGUGUUCAAUGUUGAAGCUUCUCGUGUGUGCGAAAAAUAAUUUUGCUAAAGCCUAGUUGGAAAAAUGUAAAUCCCUUUUUUGAGCAUUUGUAUUUUGCAGGUUGCAAAUCUAAAAUAUGUAUUUACUGGCUUGUAAUUCUUAUAUUCCAUAUGCUUGCACUGUUUGAAAGCUUUUAAAUUAAAAUAAACUUCUA